UGCAAACCUCCGUAUGGAAAUGGAAUCCUUAGGCGACACCAAGUGGGAUGUUGUGAUUGAAGGGACCGGCCUACAGCAUUCUUUGCUUGCUCUGUGAGCCUCGUCCUCAUCUGCAAAUACGAUGAUCCAGUCUGACUGACGCAGCCUGCCUUGAAGAGCUCUGUCCCGCUCCGACAAGAAGAUCCUUCAUGUCGAUGGAAACCCAUACUAUGGCGCCGCCGAAGCCGCUUUCAGCUUGCAGGAGGUAGAUGAAUGGAUUGAGAGGCUUGGACGAGGUUGGUGCGCCCUUUCGCGGCGCCUGUGGAGCUUAUUCUGACGACAUCACAGCUACGAAUCCAACCCCAUUUCAAAAUGCCAACCUAUGGAAGGCAACGGCCGACGCAGAGUCGGACGAGACUUCCAAGCUCUCUUUCUCUCGAGCCUAUACCCUAACGCUCUCCCCUCAAAUCAUAUAUACCACAUCAAAGCUUCUCUCGUACCUAGUAUCGUCGAAGGUCUACAAGCAACUGGAAUUCCAGGCAGUCGGAAACUGGUGGAUAUAUGGCGCGGAUGGUUCGUCGCUGACACGCUUGCCGAACGGCCGAGAAGAUAUUUUCCAGGACAAGAACAUCGACAAUCGAUCGAAACGAGGUCUGAUGAAAUUUCUAAAGUUCGUGGUGGACUAUGAGAAUCAGUCAGAGGUUUGGGAAGCACAUGGCGAGAACAGCCUAUACAGCUUUCUCUCAUCGCAGUUCCGACUUCCGGAUCAUCUGCAAAUGGUCAUAUCCGCUCUGGCCUUGCCUCUGGAGUCUCCGGAGAAGAGCACAGUAAACUGGGCUCUUCCACGGAUUGCUCGUCAUUUGGCUUCCAUCGGACGCCUUGGUCCCGGAUUUGGAGCAGUAGUUCCAAAGUGGGGUGGAGGUGCUGAGAUUGCGCAAGUUGCUUGUCGAGCAGGAGCAGUUGGCGGUGGUGUUUAUGUACUUGAUUGUGGUAUGACCGAUGUGAAGACUGUUGAUGAAGCAGAAGACCAACCUGUUCGUAUAGCACUCUCAAAUGGAGAGAAUGUUGGAACCAAGCUUUACAUCCAAAACAAAAAGGUCGAGGGAGAUUCCAGCGUGAAGGCGGUUUCAAGGAUCGUUGCUGUGAUCUCAUCAUCCCUUUCCUCGAUCUUCAGAAGCUCGGUUGAAGGAGCUCCUCUCGCAGCUGUUUCUGUCGUUGUGUUUCCACCAAAAACUCUUCAGGUUAAGAAUGACGUUCAAGAAAAUCCUGUGUAUAUUAUGGUACACUCGAACGAAACUGGAGAAUGUCCAGCUGGUCAAUGUAAGCAUCUCUUUCCUUAUUUUCCCCAUACAUUUUCCUGCAUUACAUGAUGAUUUAAUUUUAAAAAUUACUUAUCUACAUUGUCUGAAUUACUUUGACGAUAACUUUGGAAACUGAUAAUGCUUUCUAUCUUCCACCUUGCAUAUUUUAUUUCCAGUUGAUUCAUAACUAAUUGCAUAACAGGCGUUCUUUAUGCUACGACUCUGCACAACAAGAAUAGUAAAGCGAUUCUUGAGCUUGCCCUAGCUACUUUUAGUCAAUCGGUUGAGGAAAAGCCUAGCCUGUUGUACAGUUUGUAUUAUGAACAGAAAGAGUCCAAAAGCUCGUCUCUCGACGUAUCUUUUGAUGAUCAGAUUCUUGCUAGAGUUGAAGAGCAAUGGAAGGAGGUGAUAGGUCAAAGUGGAGGUGAUGAAGCGUCGCAGUUCAUGCAAUUUGAAGAGAGGAAGGGAAUGAAUGCUGAUGAUGAGGAUGACGAGGGUUAUUGACGAAUAGAUACACAUGGCUUGGAGUUUGGUGUCAAUUCUUUCUACUUGUCUUGCUUCUAACGCUUGGACGAAGGAGCGAAACAAUUCCAUCAUCAUAUUA
Messenger RNA from Hymenoscyphus albidus, 1884 nucleotides. The record is from the annotation of a GenBank genome assembly. Lineage: Eukaryota; Fungi; Ascomycota; Leotiomycetes; Helotiales; Helotiaceae.